Gorilla gorilla gorilla (western lowland gorilla) is the source of this 1047-nucleotide messenger RNA. RefSeq names its product EEF1A lysine methyltransferase 1 (gene EEF1AKMT1). Gene Ontology annotation, molecular function: protein-lysine N-methyltransferase activity; nucleic acid binding. Bases 254 to 898 code for a protein of 214 amino acids. Gene Ontology annotation, biological process: methylation. The record is from RefSeq and is a predicted model, not a curated record. Lineage: Eukaryota; Metazoa; Chordata; Mammalia; Primates; Hominidae. The transcript has 5 exons.
UUUUUUUUUUUUUUUUUGCUACCAUUCUUGGGGGCAGCUGAUGAGACAAGUGAAGGAACGACUCCAGGCUGGAGACGGCCCUCAGAGUUGUAAACGCGGGAUUGAGACGCUGCGGGGAGAUGGCCUGCCUUGCGCAAGGGCCUGGGCGGGAGGGCCUGCGCCUGCGCUAGCGAGACUCUGGCUAGCCACUCCCACUGCACACGGCGAGUCUGGGCGACUGCGCACGCGCGGCUGGUUAUAAACAACUUGUGAAAUGAGUGAUUUGGAAGAUGAUGAGACACCCCAGCUUUCUGCCCAUGCCUUAGCAGCUCUCCAGGAAUUUUAUGCUGAGCAAAAGCAACAAAUUGAGCCAGGCGAGGAUGAUAAAUAUAACAUUGGAAUAAUAGAAGAGAAUUGGCAACUGAGCCAGUUUUGGUAUAGUCAGGAAACUGCUCUGCAACUGGCACAGGAGGCAAUUGCAGCUGUAGGAGAAGGUGGCAGAAUCGCAUGUGUGAGUGCCCCUAGUGUUUACCAGAAACUCAGAGAGCUGUGCAGAGAAAACUUUUCUAUAUACAUCUUUGAAUAUGACAAAAGAUUUGCCAUGUAUGGAGAGGAGUUUAUUUUCUAUGAUUACAAUAAUCCAUUGGACUUACCCGAAAGAAUUGCUGCACAUAGUUUUGACAUCGUAAUAGCAGAUCCUCCCUAUCUUUCGGAGGAAUGUCUCAGAAAAACAUCGGAAACCAUCAAGUACCUGACGCGGGGCAAGAUUCUGCUGUGCACAGGUGCCAUCAUGGAAGAACAGGCAGCAGAACUCCUUGGAGUGAAGAUGUGCACGUUUGUUCCAAGACACACCCGGAACUUGGCAAAUGAGUUUCGCUGUUAUGUGAAUUAUGAUUCUGGGCUGGACUGUGGGAUCUGAUUACAGACGGUGACAUAACACAGGAAGGAACCCUGUCACAUUCCUCUUUUUGUAUUUUCGUAGUAGAUUUAAAAGUUAUAAUCUCUUCCCCUCCCCCCAAACUGGAGCUGUCCCUGGCCUGAUUUUCAAAAUAAAGUGUGCGAUCUUCA